This is a messenger RNA of Moneuplotes crassus, 1657 nucleotides long. NCBI's taxonomy places the organism in Eukaryota, Ciliophora, Spirotrichea, Euplotida, Euplotidae. The record is from the annotation of a GenBank genome assembly.
AAGAUCCUAAUGGAAGCCGAGUCACCUGAACAGAUAAAGCCUUCGUGCACUAACAACGUUGCAAAUGAUAUACCAUCGAAGCCUAAAUGUGUCGAUGAAGAUGGAAAUCCCAUCCCUGGUAGAAGAGGUAGGUUUAGAGAAAGAAGAGAUCCCCCAGAAGACGUCAAGAUGAGACAAAAGAUCCUCAGAGUCGGAGAAGACAGCACUGAAAUUAUCUACACAGCUGGAGAGAUCAAUCUUGGAGUAGAGAGAUAUGGAGAGAUGAUAAUCGAACUUUUGCCUAAAGCCUUUGGUAGGCUUGCCCAUAAAAGUAUUUUAUAUGCGGCUCUAUGUACUAAGAUCAAUUCACUCUUAGUGACAACUGCUCUUGAAGAAGUCAUUGUGAUCGAACUCCCCAGAGCUUUUGAAGAAUCAGAUAGGAUGGCUCUGACUGCCUGCUUGAGAUUCUUGGGUUUUUGCUCUAUAAAUGGGGUUUUAGAGGAGACCAUUUACUAUUCAAUUCUCAAGAAGUUGUCUGAAAUGAAAAGCAACCUUGUAGCUUUUGCCUUCUUAUUCUCUGUUCCACUUUUUCAGUCUCUAUCCAAGAAGAAGAACAUGCUUGUAGAGGGGUACAUGGACAAGAUUGGCGAAUAUAUUGAGUCUCAGAAGAAACCAGUGCCAGCAUAUCUUAAACCGUUCAGAAAUUUUGAUAAGGAAAAAGAUACACUGAUUCCUUGCACUUUAAAAGAAGAAAAGAAAGAAGAGACAAAAGAUGAGACAAAAGAUGAGACGAAAGAUGAGUCCAAAGACAAGGACAAAGAAGAGGCACCUACAGCUGAAGCUCCAACUGAAGAGUCGAAAGAGGAGAUUAAAGAAGAGAAGCCAGCCGAAGAAACUAAGAAAAUUUCCCUCUUCAAGACCCCUGAUGGAGUCACCCAAGGUGAAAGAGAGCCAUUUGAAGAGCUCAAGGAAGAUGAAUAUGAAGACUUCCCUGACGACAAUGAAGAUGCUAUGUUUGAGCUUGAAGAGAUAUGGAAGUGCUACAAAUCUAAAGAAGUACAUGAGCUCAAAAAGAUGAAGUACAUUCUUCACUCUGAACUUCUUGAUGAUUUCACUGUAAAAGAGCCACUCUUGAAAGGUGUAAAUAUUGAUGAACUCAAGCUAGAUACACAAAAAGAUCAAGAGAACAUGUACAGGUCACGAGUGUUAAAAAGAUAUGUGAUUGAUAGAUACGAAGGAGACGAACUCGACUACUUCCUGACUUAUGACACUAUUGCCAACAUCCUCACUAGAUACGACAAGGUUUGCUACAAUGCCUUGAAGCAGAUAGAACACUUGGAAGAAAAUGGAGAGCUCUUUGAAAGAACUAUCUAUGAUGUUUUGCUUAGUGAAAUGUUCCAACUUCCAAAAUCCAGGUGAGACUUCCUCUAUUAUUCAUCAUUUUCUUGUAAGAUGUGGAGGAGAUGUCCGGUUGAAGCCGUGAAUCUAAUGAUCAAGAAAAUGCCAAGAAUGGACCCAGAAGUUAGAGAGAGGUUCAUCCAGUUUUAUGCGAGACUUGUCAACCAUAAAGGCUUCAAUAUUGGCAAUACUGUGCUCAAGAAAAUCACUGAUAAGGAGAGUCUGCACUACAAAUAUGUUGAAGAGAUUAUUCAAGAACUGACAUCUACCUAGCUACCCC